Molecule: messenger RNA, 1410 nt
Organism: Sparassis crispa
Lineage: Eukaryota; Fungi; Basidiomycota; Agaricomycetes; Polyporales; Sparassidaceae
Exons: 6
Coding region: 1-1410 (469 amino acids)
Cellular component (GO): CCR4-NOT complex
Source: RefSeq, a predicted model, not a curated record
AUGGCAAACAAGGGACAAACAGCCGAUGUGGCUGCUGCGAACUUCAUCGACUCGUUAACACCGCCAUCGUCAGCGAGCGAACGGCCUCGCUCAUCGGGCACCAGUCUUCAUGAUCAUUCCAGCGAUCUUGCUCUGAUGAUGCAAACAGCUAGCCUGUACGCCGGUACCAUCCCGCUCUCGGGAAAGCAGCCUGUCGCGCCCGCGGAUUCAGUCCGGGCGUCGGUGAGCCAUCUACUGUCGCGGGCGUGCGCUGUGCCGUGCAAGAAGGCUGCGGAGGCGUUCACUGAGCUCGUACAGCCGCUCUCGCGGUUCCCGCUAUGUCUUGAAAUGUUAUGGCCGCUCCUGAACAGUCAUGCACCACCUGCGCAACGGAUACUUGCCUCUUAUAUAUUGUACUCACUAUAUGCACCGCAUCCAUUUAUUCUUAAUCCGUUCAAGGGCGUCUUGUUCGCGGCUUUCUGCAGGGAGCGCGAGCUUGCGAGACAGGUCGCGAACGCGGGAGGUAUCAGCGAAAACGAGCAGCUCGUCUGGGUGCUAUGGAAGAUCUUAAAGGGUGAUGGGCAGGAUAUCGAUCCGUUUUCUCCAAGCACUCUAGCACGAUCGCCCUUGCCGCCACAGCUCAGAGCAACGAAUCUGUAUCUCGAUGAAGAGACACGUCCCAAGUUCGAUCCCUUCGGAGAUUCAGCUUCGGACAAUACGGGGCCCACGCCAGCGGAUGUGACGUCAUCGACCCAGGCUGCGCCGGACGUGGCCGUCUCCAGGGAGCGAGAAGAAGAAACGAAGAAGCUCUCCGAUGCAAUGACAUUGCUGUUGGCCGCGCGCAACCGCGUUUUGACCAUUUCAGAACAACGCAUGUUGAUCCCCCUCAUUCCGCAACUGACGUCUCCGCCGGUCAUCACUUCGGUUGACCUCCUCUCCGUAAUAAUGAACAACCCGACGCUGGCCCAGCCUCUCUUGACGGCGCUCCUGGCUCUGCCUCCGUCAUCCACUAACGGCUAUGGUCCUGGUAUUUAUCUGGACGUAUUGCAGCACCUCCCGCCGACCUUACCCUCCUUCGAUCUGCUCGGGCGGCUUCUCCGUGAUCCCACUGCUGUGCCCGAUGUCACUACUGGCGGGACGACGACGAUUGCCGACCUUGUUCGAACAGAGGUACUGGGCUGGUUCAUCCACGAGUGCAUCGUUUGGCUUGAUAAGGCCGAGCAAGAAGAGCGCGAGGGUGCCAUUAGCGAUGACCGCUUCGCGAAGGGCGUUCAACACCUUUGCCGCUUCUACAGCUCCUUGAUCAAGCACUCGAUCGUCGAUACCGGGUCGGAUGCGGACUCGGCGGAGAUGGCGCACUUCGCGCUGCGCAACUCGCGCUUCGAGGACGCGACCGCCCUGUAUCGCGUGCUCGCGCUAGGCAAGUUCUGA